Boleophthalmus pectinirostris (great blue-spotted mudskipper) is the source of this 1602-nucleotide messenger RNA. It is a transcript of the gene tgoln2, whose product is annotated as trans-golgi network protein 2. Bases 32 to 859 code for a protein of 275 amino acids. The transcript is spliced from 4 exons. Lineage: Eukaryota; Metazoa; Chordata; Actinopteri; Gobiiformes; Gobiidae. The record is from RefSeq and is a predicted model, not a curated record.
AUGCGGAAGCUGUUUUGACAACUCUCGUUAGAUGCUGCAACAAUGCAUCUAUCUGACGAGAGUGUUUGGUAAUCCACUGGCCAGUCGUGAAGACAAAACAGGCUACAUAUCUCCCAUUAAUAGAGAUAUCGUUUUUAUACGAGUUACCACCAUGAGGACCACGUUUCUCUUGUUCACAUUGUGUGUUUUCUGCUCCUUAGGCAAAGAGAGCAUCUCUGUCUCGCCAACUGAUGAUGCACCAACUACUAGCAGGGAGGUGAAAGUGAAGUCUCUAACAACACAAGAUCCACGACAACAAAAGUCUCCAGCCACUACAAAAAUGCCUUCUAAACCUAAACCUAAAGAAGCUCAUAUCCAAAAAGACAUCAAACCUACCCCGAAAAAUGACAAACCAAGUCAGCAAAGUGAUGUGAAGGAUGCUGGUAGUAAGGUUGUCUUACAAAACCAAAAACCAUCAGUUCCAGACCUAAGUCCAAAUAAGACAAAAGAAGUUAAGGAUAAAAAUAACGGAACAUUGGCUAAAUCUGAAAAUGUACAAACAUUAGAUGAGAACCAAGCUAAGAAGAUAAUCCCUGGACCAGAGGAAGUCGGGGCUGAAUCACAGGAUGUGGAUCAGGCAGUGGAAAAGAAAAAAGUUGAUAACAGCAAAGUGUUGCUUGACCCAUCAGGUUUUAAACAUACAGCAGAAAGCAGCCACUUCUUCGCCUACCUAGUUUCAACUGCAGUGCUUGUGGCUGUGCUAUACAUCACCUACCACAACAAACGCAAGAUCAUUGCAUUUGUUCUGGAAGGGAAGAGAACAAGAUCCACACGCCGACACACAUCUGCAGAAUACCAAAGACUGGAACAGCAGCCGUGACAAUGAUACUGAUGACCCCUUUCUCUCUAGAAGCCCACUGCACUGUGAGGUUUUGGUUUGUGUUUAGCAGGUGUUAAAUAAAUGUUUGAAUUUGUACUUUUAGAUGAUUUAUGGGUUACUAUGCAGUUGACAUUAUUGCCUUAUUUGGAUUUAAAUGAAAUGUAGUUAAGUUAAAGAAAGCAUGCAGGUUUUGCACUAGUGUUGAUUCACCUUUUGGUAAUCUUCUAUAACAGACCUGUCAAAGGUCCUGACUCAGGAUAUUUGUUUAAGAAUUCUGUUUGGAGCCCUGCCUUUGUAUACAGACUUUGGAGCAGUGGAUUUACACUGUUCCCUAAAUAAGCCAUUUAAAUUGUUGUAAAUAACGAGAUGAUGUGACGUGUAUCUGUGGUGAAAUGUUUAUAAUAUAAAUUAUUUUAACGUCGGCAAUAUUCCAAUUUAUAUUACUGUUGUCUGUAUUUGCUCCAUACUGCCCAAAGAAUGUAUUCGUGUAGCCUCACUUUAAGUGAUUGCCAAUUGCUUUUAAGCAUUCUGAACUAAGAUGCACCACUAUGCCAAUAAAAUACGAGGGGUAAUGAAAGAUGUCGUGAGAAUGUUCACUUUUCCUUAAAUCUGUCAGAUGAGCCCAUGAUUGCUGGCAAAUUUUCUGUAAAAUGUGCAAGAUGUAACAUUUAUUAUACUGUGACUUCACUGUUGAACUUUUAGUACCUGACAAUCUCAAAAUUAAAUCUUUUUUGACAAAUUAA